GGUCUGGGACUCUGAGGCUUGUCCAUCUCAGGAUGACAGGAAGCUGAAUCACAACACAGAACUUCAAAGAAAAAGCUCCCAGUGAGACUGAGGGCGGCUCCGGACCUCACUGGGUCACGUACUGGGACAGAGACCUGCAGAGACCAGAAGCCGGACUACGACAGAAACCACAAAUCGGUGCAGGGUGGAGACCCAAAAACCGGACCGGAUCAGAGAUGGACCGCUGCUGUCUUUUGCUACAGUAGGUCAGUGAUGGCCGCCGGGCUUCUUGGAAGUGGAGGACACCGAGUCAGAUCCGGACCCCAUGUUGGUCAUCAUGGCCUUGUUAGAUGGAAACACCGCGGUUGAGACGCUUCUGGCUGCCAUUCAUCUGGAGAGGUACCUGGACACCUUCCAUGGAGCCGGUCUCCUCUCAGCUCAAGACUUCACACACCUGGACAACGAUGCCUUUGUCAGUCUGGGAAUAACUGCCACUGGACACAGGAAGAGAAUCCUACGAUUGGUCCGUCACCUUCAGCGGAUGGAGAGCCAGAGAGCCAACCAGAAAGCUCAUCUCCCACGGGACCGCUGUCAGUCUGUGUCCGACGUGUCCUCCUCACAGCGAGCUCACUGUCGGUCGUCAGGACCUGUGAACUUUGAGGCGUUCAGGAACUGCUCGGCUCCAAACCUGGCUGACAUGCUGACCGGCUGCGAGGGUGGCCGGCCUUCGGUGAAGCCGGUUCCCAAACCUAGAACCGUCUUUAACCGCCGGAGGACCGCACCCGUCCACUUCUGUGCAGCGACAGACACCACACCGCCCUCCAGAAGGCUUUCCCAGGACUCCAUCUGUUUUUGUGUGUCAGAGGGUAUGACCUCUGUUGACACGCCCACAUCCGACCACAGCUUGACCCUCAAGUCGACUGCGAGUCAGACGGAGAGGAGGAGGCCGGGUCGCAGCUUGUCGCUGUCAGACGCCAGAGGGUCGUUGCCCCCUGUUCCUCCAAGACUGAACCGCGGGGUCUCCUCCGCUAAGUUCCAGGGCUCCCCUUCCUCAUCCUCCUCAUCUUCACCUGUACGGAUUGAGCAGAUUCAGAUACAUCCCGUGACUUCCUGUCCCAGUAGUCUUGACAACAGCCAGCUCACUGGAUCCCCCGGUUCACCCCGAGGUGGUGGCCUGGAGAUGGUCUCCAAUGAAAUCUACUGGGGUACUUCACCUGGUUCUGCUCCUCCCACUCCACUGAGACAAACACCUGAGAAGAACCCUGAAAGGAGCAGCGGCAGCACUUUGAGUAACACCUCUUCCGAAUCAGCUCCAGGUUCAACACACUAUCAGGAGGAGGAGAUCAGCCCUUACUGUGAGACGGUGUUCCAGAGCAGGAGACACCCACUCCCCUGUGAGAGUGAAAGUAGCCGACUGGAGGACAAACUAGCAGAGGAUCAUGGGCCCCAGAAGUUCUCCUGGACCAAGCGUCUGUCCCAGGCUCUCCACUCCGGAGACUCUCAGGGUUACAGCACGGUGGGAGACCCUCCUCAUCCUGCCCGAUACCUCUCCCUGCCCGCCAACAGCUUCUCCCCCGAGGCAGACGAAGACCUCACCAUCUCCCCCUAUGCAAGCUACGCCUCGCUGACAGAGAGAGCCCCGCCCAUCAUCAGCGGCUGGCUGGACAAGCUGUCUCCACAGGGGGGUCAGAGGUCAGUGCUGGCUCCAGUGCUGCAGCUCCUCCUCUCUGCUCCUCCUUGUAUCUUCUUCCUCCUAAGGAGUGGCCUCUGCCUCGUCUUCUUCUUUUCCUUGUCUUCUUCAUCGUCCUCCGCUCGGAACUAUGUUUUCCAGAAGCGCUACGUGAAGUUUGAUGGAAAAAACUUGAUGUACUUUGGCAGUGAGAAGGACAUCUACCCCAAAGGAGUGAUCCCAUUGGCUGCCAUCCAGAUGGCCCGCCCAGCCAAGGACAACAAGUUUGAAGUAGUGACCAGUCACAGGAUCUUUGUUUUCAGGACUGAUAAUGAAGUGCUAAGGCGCCGGUGGGUCGGCACCCUGCAGGAACACGUUAGAGAUCAGCUGGUGUUUGGUCGGCGGCACUUCGGUCCCGGGUCUCACUGUCAGAGACACGGAGUUCUGGAGCUCAAAGGAACUAAGUCCAAGGUUUACGCCGCCAUUAACACAGAGCAGAUCUGGAUCUACAAGAGCGAGCAGUGUUUCCGUAACGGAAUCGGCAUCACGGUGAUUGAGGCUCGAGGAGCGACCAUCAGAGACGGAAAGCACAAGAGCUUCGACCUAAUCACCCCAUACAAAAGCUUCAGUUUCACAGCGGAGUCAGACCGGGAGAAGCGUGAUUGGAUGGAGGCGCUGCAGGAGGCCAUCGCGGAGACGCUGUCGGACUACGAGGUGGCCGAGAAGAUCUGGUCCAAUCGGUCCAACAGGACGUGUGCUGACUGCAGGGCCCCGAACCCGGACUGGGCCUCCAUCAACCUUUGUGUAGUCAUCUGCAAGAAUUGUGCAGGGCAGCACAGAGGUCUGGGGACGAUGGUCUCGAAGGUUCAGAGCCUGAAACUGGACACCAGCGUGUGGAGCAACGAGAUCGUACAGCUGUUCAUCAUGCUCGGGAACGACCGGGCCAACGAGUUCUGGGCGGCCCGGCUGCCGGCGGCGGAGGAUCUGGACUCUGACGCUUCUCCAGACCAGAGGAGAGACUUCAUCUCCCAGAAGUACCGAGAGGGCAGGUACCGACUUCCCCAUCCUGGGUUCAACAGCCAGGAGGAGCUGCUCAAGGUGUUAUGCUCUGCGGUCUCUGAACAAACUCUUUUGAAAACCGUCACCCACAUUUUCGCGGAGGCGGAGUCAGUUCAUUUCUCAGAUGCCUCCAAUGGCUGCCACCCACAUCAUCACCAGCUGGAAUCAGACCUCAGCGUGUACGAUGAGAUCAUGCAGCCAGUCCUUCACUCGGGUUACCUCUACAAGUCCUCCUCGGUCCACAGGGGGACGCUGUCCAGGAAGACCAGAGAAGAUUUCCAGAAGUUCUGGUGCACCGUGGACCGCUCAAUGGUGCUCUACGAGUCGGACCGCUCCUCCGAUCCUUGCCUUCAGAUCAGCGUGAAGGACAUUGUGUGUCUAGGGGUCAGUCGCCCCGAUUCCUCCAACAACAGCAACGGCUUCAUUGACAGGUUCCGUUACACCUUCGAGCUGUAUCUUACUUCAGAGAAACUUUACCUGUUUGGUUUGGAGACGGCUAACGUUCUGCACAGCUGGACCCAAUCCAUCGGGAAGGCCUGCACCCCCCUCAGCUGUCACUGCCUGCUGACCCGGGAGUUUGAGCGCGUUGGCCUGCUGCGGUACCGAGCCAUGCUGGACCCACAGCGGUGGAAGGAGGCCUUCUUCGUCCUGCAGAAGUCAAACCUCUUUAUCUGCCCGCGAACCGACGGGGCAGCGGAGGACAUCAUCAACCUGAACCGCCUGCAGGAACUCAGUGUCACCUUCGAGACUGAGAACCAUGAAAAGAAGGACAUCUUGGUCCUAGUAGAAAAGGGAAGGACUCUGCAUCUGCAGGGCGUGGGCCGCAUGGACUUCUCUCUCUGGUACUCGGACAUCCAGCGGGCGGCCGGAGGCAAAGGCAACGCUCUGCGGGAGCAGCAGCUAAGCAGGAACGACAUCCCCAUCAUCGUAGACAGCUGCCUGUCCUUCAUCACACAGUACGGUCUUGGCCACGAGGGGAUCUACAGGAAGAACGGGGCCAACUCAAGAAUCAAGCUCCUGAUGGAGGAGUUUCGUAAAGACGCCCGAAAUGUGAAGCUGAGAAUUGGAGACCACUUCAUCGAGGAUGUGACGGACGUCCUUAAGAGGUUCUUCAGGGAAGUGGAGGACCCCGUCUUCAUGGCCGACCUCCACUCGCUGUGGCAGGGGGCUGCCAAAAUACCCCAGAAGAGUCUGAGGCUGGACCGCUACAAGGAGAUCAUUCAGAGUCUCCCUCGGGUCAACCGGAGCACGCUGGCUGCCGUCAUCGGGCACCUGUACAGGGUCCAGAAGUGUGCCGAUCUGAACCAGAUGUGCACCAAGAACCUGUCGCUGCUGUUUGCUCCCAGUCUGUUCCAGACGGAUGGGAAAGGGGAGCACGAGGUGAAGAUUAUCGAGGACCUCAUUGACAACUAUCUGUACCUCUUUGAUAUCGAUGAGGAGCAUCAGACUCAGAUCGAGCUGGAGAUCAGCCUCAUCACCACCUGGAAGGACACUCAGCUUUCUCAGGCUGGUGACCUGAUCAUUGAGGUCUAUCUGGAGACGAAGACACCAGACUGCUGCAUCACUCUCAAAGUGUCUCCCACCAUGAGUGCAGAGGAGCUGACCAAUCAGGUUCUGUUCAUGAGGAACGUCCCGGCCGGGGACAAAGACUUGUGGAUGACGUUUGAAGCAAUGGAAGACGGACAGCUGGAGCGUCCAUUAUACCCCAAAGAGAGAGUCCUGGAGCAGGCGCUGCAGUGGUGCAAGAUGGCCGACCCGAGCUCCGCCUACCUGGUGGUAAAGAGAGUUCCUAAAGGAGACGGAAUCACCCUGCUCACCUCCUAUAAGAGUGAGAUCAUGAAGAUCGGUCUCCUGAGGUGUCGAGAAGAACCUCCAAAGCUCCUUCAGGGCAACAAGUUCCAGGAAAGGACGUUCCAGAUCAUAAACCACAAGCUGCUGCUGCUCAAGGACAAGAAGAGCAUUAAGCCAGAGAAGGAGUGGUCUCUGAAGUCCAUGAAGAUCUACAUCGGCAUCCGCAGGAAACUCAAGGCUCCGACCAGGUGGGGAUUUACAGUGAUGUCACACAAACACCAGCUGUUUCUCUGCUGCAGCUGUGAGGAUGAAAUGUGGGACUGGAUCACCAGCUUCCUCAAGGCCCAGAACGAUGACCCGGGUCCUGCGGUCUUGAGACGUCACUUGUCCUCGGACAUCUCCAAGCACAAGUUCGGCACGAUGCCGCUCGUCCCCAUCAGAGGAGACGAGAGCAACAGCAGCAUGCUGUCGGCCAAUCAGACGCUGAGAAAGUUACACGACAGAAGGACUCUCUCCAUGUACUUUCCCAUGAAGGUGCAGCAGGACUCCUUCGAGGAGCGCUCCGAGUCUCCUGGUCUCCCCGAGCCGCUCUACGAGGAGGUCGGGGACUUCGGCCUUCAGGUUCUCAAAUCUUUGGAGACCAGUUUCCUGUCCAGCAGCACCGCGGAGACCCAGGAGGUCCCGGACCUCCGGCUGGUUCCCAUGGAGACAGGACACUCGGGCCGCGUGUUCGUCCCCGAGGUGGCUCAGACCGCCGGCGCCCUGGUGGACUCUCUGAAGCAGAGCAGAGGAGGAAGAGGAGCCGACUGCAGCUCUGCAGCUGGGAGGAGGAAUGAGCAGCUGCAGGGAGUCUGUACACCAUCACAGGAGCUCCUGCUGCAGGAGCUGUCCUCUGCUUUCACCAGGAAGGAGGAGGAGGAGGAGGAGCCGCUGUAUGACGUCUGACUAACGUUUCCCUGAUCAAUAACCUCGUUAAUACAUCACACACCAGGAGAAGAUCUCACAUCCUAUUUAGGAUGCAUCGGAUUCCUUGGCUGAGAGGUCACGUGACCGGAGGACAUCGCUGCUGGUAUCUGGCUGGAAGCCUGAAGGGAGCCGUGGUGUUUAUUAUCUCAUGUUAUAUUAUUUCAUAUUUUAUAUUUUGGUAUAAUACAUAUUUCAUUUUCAUGUAUUCUCUUUAUAACAAGUGUCGUCUUCUCUUCAACAUAAAUCGUCUUCUUCAUAUUCUAUCACUUCCUCUAGGUAUAAAAUGUUGAAUAUGUGGAAUAUUAACUACAAUCUGCACUCUAGUAAUUUGAAUAUAGAGCAGUCAAAAAUGUAAUUAUAAUAUAGCACAUCCUGUAAACAGUUUUAAACAUUUUUGUUAAUUAAUAACUCAUGAAAGUCAACGUUAAUUAUACUAAUCACAUGAUGUUUUUUUUAUCUUAAUAAAAACCUCUUCCUGUG
Messenger RNA from Pungitius pungitius (ninespine stickleback), 5944 nucleotides. It is a transcript of the gene arap3, whose product is annotated as ArfGAP with RhoGAP domain, ankyrin repeat and PH domain 3. Gene Ontology annotation, biological process: positive regulation of GTPase activity; signal transduction. Gene Ontology annotation, cellular component: cytoplasm. Gene Ontology annotation, molecular function: GTPase activator activity; phosphatidylinositol-3,4,5-trisphosphate binding; protein binding. The record is from RefSeq and is a predicted model, not a curated record. The transcript is spliced from 37 exons. Bases 305 to 5443 code for a protein of 1712 amino acids. NCBI's taxonomy places the organism in Eukaryota, Metazoa, Chordata, Actinopteri, Perciformes, Gasterosteidae.